UUCAACAUGCCACAUAUUGUUAUACUAUAAUACUAGUACAGACUGUUCCCCGUACCGUACAUAUAGCCAGCCAAUUGUUUGAUCAACAAUAGAGGUGAAAUCGUUCGCUAUUGAUAUGUCCUCCCACCUAUCGCUACCCGGCUUUCCUCACUGCCCACCAAAUUUAAUUUUUUUAAAGGCCCACUAGUGGGCAAUAGCGCCCAGGUUGGCAAGCUCUUCGCCACAAACAGUGUGUGUUUUGAACUACUUAACAGAAUGCCAUGUACACAACCCAAUAACUGCAAAACUCUGUAGGCUACACGGUGUUCAAGUCAGUCCACAUUCUAAUGGUAAUAUGAUACCCAACGAUAAGCUGAAACAUCGAGCUAGUGUGCAAGUCAACAAAGUGGGUAGUCCCGAUUCGAAUUCUCUGUGGGGUUUUCUUGAGUUUGAGUUGUUUGGUGGAUUGUUUGAAGUGUUUUCAAGAUAUCUCCUCGCCCACUUUGGUUUGACCGUCAGAGAUGGACGCUAGGUCGGAGGUCCUUCUUCUUUAAAUGGUAUAACUACUGUAUUACUAGCAGCUAUAAUCUGAUAGAUUUUAUGUCGAUGCAACAGCGAGUUCCACUUGCUGUAAAGGCCCGUAUUUGUUUUCUUAUUCUACGGCAUAAGCCCAAAGACCAAGCGAGCGUUCUACUUUCAGUAUCUGUCUUUUUUCUAAUUCUAUGGAAUGAACCCGUAGAUCUGUCCAGUGUCUAGCGCAGCGCACUCCUUCGCCCCUCUCAGUCUCCGAGAGCUGAUAUUAGGGCACUACUAAACCAGUUGAUAAAGUGGGACGUUUUUCAAACAAUACUCACAAUAAUUACAAAUAACGAUCGUCUUAGUUGUUCAAGAGUGUGCUUGUCACAUGAGGCGGGGGUAGAUCUAGAUUUGUUCAUCAGGUGACGAUGAUGGCUGAACUAAAGCAACAACAACGACAAGUAGCCUAUAACAAUAAAUAACGCCAGGGCACUGCAUGAUAAUAAAUUAGGCUACAUUCACUGUCUGCGGCUCUGCCUUAUCGGGGCUCUGGACGUUUUUUUCUGCGCGUGUUAAAUAAUAGAAAUAUCACUGUCCUCUUCUGUGGGCACGAAGAAUAGAUUAUUUUACUACACUGGUGAGGACUGUUCGGUUGUGAAGGAACGACAGGUGUAUUCAUUUGUGAUAACAAGAUUGUUUCACUCAAACAGCCGUGGAAGUUUGACUGGGACAAGACAACCCAAGGCUGGGUGCUCUCCGCUCUCUUCAUGGGUUACUACAUCUCUCAGUUGCCUUCUGGGGUGGCGUCCGCUAGAUUUGGGCCCAAACGAGUGGUGGUCAUUGGUCUGAUCCUUGUGUCUAUUUUCCAAGUGCUGGCCGUCCCUGCAGCUCGCCUGGGCCUUGGCUGGCUGUAUGCUGACCGCGCCAUAACUGGACUCAUUGACGGAUUUCUGUACGCACCGACAUUCGCUCUGGUAGGCCAGUGGACUCCACGCUAUGAGACCAGCUUGCUCUUUGGCAUCGUGGGAAUGGAUCCGGAUCCCAGUGAAGGAAAUCCUCAAGUCAAUGCCUGUGUGGGCUAUUGUAGUCUCCCAAAUUGGCUCGGACUGGCUGUAUUACAUGCUCAUUAGCGUCGGACCUAUGUAUCUGAAAGACGUCAUUAAGCUCUCUGAUUUUGAGAAAGAGCGCUCGGAGUGGCAGCUGGCCUAUUACAUCACUGUGGGCCUACAGUUCUUCUCGCUUUUCUUCUACUGUGUCUUCGCCUCGGGAGAGCUCCAGCCCUGGGCGCUACACACGUACAAGCACAAGUACGAGCAGCUGCCGGGGAACAACAACGACGAGGACGAGGACAAGAACAAGCAGAAGAUGCUGGGCUUCUCCGAGCCUGGCACGUCGUAUUCCGGCCAUUCUGGGUCGCUUGAUUCUGUAGGAGAAGAGAAAAAGAAGGCGAGGAAGAAUGACGACCUUAUGGCGACCCUAGCGGCAUCGCUGGUAGAAACUUUGCCUGACGUGGAGGCUGACGGGUUACGUGACCCUUCUUCUCAGCCUCGCUCUCGUUCCAACACUCAACAAGCGGUAGUCAUAAUGUACUCCGCCCCAGCAGAUGAUGACGUGAAAUUGGAGAGUGGGAAUAACCACCCUGUAGACUACAAAACAAGCCCGAGUUCAGGGGAACGACAGCAAUCUGUCAGUCUGUUGGACGAGAUUCUGCAAGCGGACAAAGAAGGGGGCGUAACUCCUACGACAACAGUGUUUUCCCCGAGCCCUGAGUCAGGACACGAAAGACAAGGUCAAGGACAGUACAACCACAUUCCCUUCUCUCCUUCUGGCCAGGCGAAAUUUAACAACACCAAUGGUGAUGGACAUUUGAUUACAGAAGCAGGGCAUAAUGUGGGAGGUUUGAACUCAGACCCCACUCAGCAGAAACUCUCUUCUCCCAGUGUCGCCACAAUGCAGAUACACACGUCUGAGGCUAUUGGUAAAAGGUCAGACAUUGAUGACGUCAGUCCUGUGAGUUCUGUGUCCUCCUCUAGCCUGCCAGAAUCUGCAACUAACCAUAAGGGGAAAGGGAAGGGAGGGAAAGGGAAGAAGUCAAAGGGAGGGAAAUCUUCCCGAAGCGAGUCGAGCUCUAGCGGGGGGAGUUUUUCCGGUAGCAACAGCAGCCUCAACGACAAGGGUAGAGAAAACGAAAGUGAAGCCCCCACGAUAAGAAGGCGAAGGGCGGCUAGUGAGGGGAAGGUUGAUGACUCCGCUAGCCCAACCGUUUUAGUGAAACCAGAGAAUGUAGCAAAUGGUGAUGGUAUCCAUUCACAAAACAGUAGCAGUAUUAUGACUCCAGUGAACGAUUCGUUAGCUACAAAAUUCUAACCUACAGAACAGUCUGAGAGUUGGGCGCCAGCAGACAGCGAUGUACAUACAGAUGAUGCCGCUCCUAAACUUAACGUCUUGAAGCGUCUGUUUAACUCGAGCAAAUAAAACAGACGUGUCUCAAAACUUUCUUAAGAUAAACAAGCACACGAUUGCUUAGAAAGGUUGAGUCCGGACAAAAUAUGAAUUCUAGAAGUUUCGAAGAUACGUCUCUCCGGGGUCCAGGUGAGCCGCACUAUUGUCAUGGGUUCACGCGCAGUGGAGAUUAGUGGAGAACGUGUUUCAGAAGAGCGGAAGUGACGUGUUCAGUCAGAACCGGAAAGAAACAUAAACUGUGCUUGCGCACGCAGCUCCACACCCUGUGCUGUGACGUGUACCAAAGAGGUUAUAUAAUAUAUAUUAUUUAUGGUACUAGAGCUCGCAACAGUUACGUCACACGUGUCAGACAUCCCUCAUCGGCACGCGGGCGUGCCCCCAUUUAUAUGAACGAUCUGAGCCCCACCACGCUCCCCACGAGCUCUCGUAAACCACCACCCCCCUCCCCCCAUAUUUCAGUGCAAGCGUGUAGAUUCACCCCUAGAAUACCAACGAGACGCCUCCACGUGAGUCUUGAAAAGUACUCACCCCUCUGUUGAACAGCUCAUGUUUUUCCCUUGAGAUUCAGCGCCCUAGAGUGGGCACACACAGCCCGCGUUCGUUUACGUUAGGGACAUCACUUCCACGAACUCUGGUAUUAAAUAUAACCUCUUUGGACGUGUUCACAGCAAAACAACGCUCCACGAGAUGCUGAUCUGAUUGAGGGCUAUUCCACAGUAAGGGGAUCGUACACAAUUAAUGACGUCGGUUAAAAUUUGGCCAAAAAUUACCCCCGCCCCCGUUGACGUCAACCAAAAUGUACAUGUAUGUUUAGGUAGAAACUAUACAGGAUGCAUUUUGUAUUUUUGCGCGUUUGAUCUUUAUUUUUCCUUCCUUUCUUUUCUUUCCUUUUUUCCCCAACCUUUUAGAGCAUCAUGGUUAACGUCAACUUUGUAAGGACCCCCCUCCCUCAUGUCAACUUUUGUCUGCUUUUCACUGAACCCCCACCUCCCCCUCCCUCUGAGCUGACGUCAUUUUUAACGGUCCCUAAGUGAUGUGAGAUAAAAAUAGAAAUUCCUCAUUUGUCCUGUCAGUUACCGAAACUAAACACGUCACAGA
Aplysia californica (California sea hare) is the source of this 4056-nucleotide messenger RNA. Its product is annotated as sialin. NCBI's taxonomy places the organism in Eukaryota, Metazoa, Mollusca, Gastropoda, Aplysiida, Aplysiidae. Gene Ontology annotation, biological process: monoatomic anion transport; transmembrane transport. The record is from RefSeq and is a predicted model, not a curated record. Gene Ontology annotation, molecular function: transmembrane transporter activity.